Molecule: messenger RNA, 225 nt
Organism: Vairimorpha ceranae
Lineage: Eukaryota; Fungi; Microsporidia; Nosematidae
Exons: 1
Coding region: 1-225 (74 amino acids)
Source: RefSeq, a predicted model, not a curated record
AUGAGGCCUACAAUCAAAUCACAAGAAGAAUACGAUAACAUCGUAAAUAUUCUUAAGGGGGAGAAUUUGACAACAUAUGGCAAUAAACCGUGGAAAUAUGCCCAGAUAGAUGACCAGAACACAAAAAAUUCUCCAAAAUAUUUACUUUUGUACAUUUUAACGUUUUAUUUUUAUUUGGCCUGUCUGAAUUAUAAUGUGGGGUUGUUUUCUUUCAUGUUGAAAUGA